Molecule: messenger RNA, 864 nt
Organism: Funneliformis mosseae
Lineage: Eukaryota; Fungi; Glomeromycota; Glomeromycetes; Glomerales; Glomeraceae
Source: the annotation of a GenBank genome assembly
AUGUCCAAAAAACUCAAAAUAAGCGCGAAAUCUGAACGUGUCUUUUCUUUUGAAGAACUUGUGCAGCAAGCAGCAGAUAUUGAUAAUGAAUUGCAUAAACUUUCUGAUAGUCUGGACGAAGAUUCCGUCAUCACCAAAGCUAGGACCCAACAAACUUCAAGAGCGUUUUCAUCUGAAUCAAAAAGACUCUAUAUACAUGGACCUUCUGGUUUAGGAAAUUCAUACACCUUGUAUUAUAUUGUUUCGCAACUCCGUCUGCAACCUGAAGUGUGUAGGGUGACAUAUAUCAAUAGUUGUGAUGUGUGGUGGAACACAUAUCAGGAAGAUCCAUACGAAUAUUUAUUGAACGAGUUGAUAUGUACUUUCAACAUGGAUAAGUUACCAACAAAGACCAUAGUUGAAUGGGCGAAUUUUGUAAUGCAAGCUUGUGGUUCCGAAUUUAGGACAUCUACUAAUAAUGAGGUGUUUCCAAAAGAAUUUAAACCAUGGAAGCAGUUAAAUUUAUUUGGUGGUUAUGAUGAUAAUGAAUUCAAUGAAUGGUGCAAAUUAUAUAACUAUGACAUUGAUGGGGAUCUAGAAACCAAGUCUCAAUUGGAAGUUAUCAAAUUUUGGACAGGCGCCUACCCUUUGGAGUUAGAUAUAUGGCAUCAGACACCAGGCAAUAACCUGUUAGAGAAGUCCCAAAAAUAUUUGGCAAAUCGAAAAGCAAGUAUUGGGUUAAGUCAUCAAUCUUAUAUAGAAAGUUUAUCAAUUGGAAGGGAGGAAAAUCUUUCUAAAUGUAUUACUUCUAUGAUUCUUCAAACUGUUCCUCCUGAAAUGGAUUAUGGAAUGGAUCGACAAUUGAUGCAUAAAGAUACUAUUUUG